Nicotiana tabacum (common tobacco) is the source of this 2311-nucleotide messenger RNA. Its product is annotated as nuclear ribonuclease Z-like. The record is from RefSeq and is a predicted model, not a curated record. Lineage: Eukaryota; Viridiplantae; Streptophyta; Magnoliopsida; Solanales; Solanaceae.
CUUCCUAGUUGUUUAACAUUUUUCUUUGGUGCAAAAAAAAGGAAGAAUUUGGUCAGAGAUACAUUGUUCUCAUUGUUAAGAGCACAAAUGGCACUCAUCUUCCAGAAAAAGCAGAAAUGCAGAAAAACUACAUCACUUCUCAAGUCUCAAAGUUCUAUAGAGUAUGGGCGAUUUCUUCACUGCAACGAGGUUAUGGCGUUUUCUAAUGUGGUGGGGACAGAUUUGGAAUAAAACGAGGAGGGGUUUGAUUAAUUUAAGGGGAAUUGCUAAAAUUAUCCCUCAAUUUAUUAAGUUCCAUCAGGCGUGGGCCUUGGUUCUGAGGCGAGUUUUGUGCCUAAGCGUGUGCCUCAUCUCUUGGGGCGUGCGCCGAAAGGAUCUGCGCCCUUCAUUAAUGCCCGGAUGCAUUUUUCGUAUGCCCCGCCCCAAUUCGCGCCCCGAGACUGGCCCAUAAACGCCCCUAAAAACACUGGCAUAGAUCUUUGGUUCUUCUAUAUGACUUCUAUCAGUUUAUUUGUAUUCUUAUAUAAAUCUUGAGUGAUAUUUCCGUUAAACAGAAUUAAAGAGACUAAGGCCAUACAAUAACAACAAACCUACAAAGUGGGGUAUGGGGAGAGUAGACUGCAUGCAGAUCUUACUCCUACUUUACGAAGGUAGAGUGAUUGUUUCCGAUAGACCCCGGCUGAAGAAGAAAAAACUAAAAAGGAAACAGAAAUAACAAGUAGUAACCAUAGCAAGCAAAGGUGAUAUAAUAGCCGUACCAAGAUGAAAUAUUUAUCAUUGUAUAGCGAAAAAUUUCAGCAGUUGGGGUUUUUUGGGGGGGUGGGGGUGAAAGUGUUAAAUUUGAAGUCACUUACCAAAUAAUUCUAAUUAUCCAAAAAGCCAGGUUUAAUUUCUGGCCUUCUUAAUAUUUGAUCUUAAGUGCCUCUUAAAUCCAAGUUAAUCUACCUUUUGAGUUAAGAUGAGUGUGUUAGACAACUUGAUAGUUAAUAUCUCCAUAUUCUGCGAAAGUGAUCUUUUCCCAUUUAUCGAGCAUAUUAAUUAUUAAAAAAUGUAUUGUGUGCGUCUGAACUCUUCUUUUUUUCCUCUUCUCCUUAUCCAGUCCUCUGUUUCUAAUUUCUUCUAGAGCUGAGUCCAUCAGUGUUUUGUGAAAUGGAGAGCAAAACAAAUGAAAGAUUCAGAAUCGAUCAAUUCAAAUUCGAGGAGUAACAGUAGCCACAAGAGAGAAAGGAGCUUGCAGAUUGAAGGAUACUCAAUAGAAGGGAUAUCAAUAGCAGGUCAUGAGACAUGCAUAAUAGUUCCCACGCUUAAUUUAGCCUUUGAUAUUGGCAAGUGCCCUCAGCGUGCCAUCUCCCAGCAAUUCCUUUUCAUCUCUCAUGGCCACAUGGACCACAUUGGAGGACUACCUAUGUAUGUUGCGACUCGUGGCCUUUACAGAAUGAAACCUCCUACUAUUAUUGUACCAAAAAUUAUCAAAGAAAGUGUUGAGAAGCUUUUUGAAGCUCACCGAGCUAUGGAUCACUCUGAACUGAACCAUACUUUGAUUGGUUUGGAUGUGGGGGAGGAAUUCUACUUGAGAAAGGAUCUUAAAGUUAGAGCAUUCAAGACUUACCAUGUCAUUCCUAGCCAGGGUUAUAUAGUAUUUUCAGUGAAACAGAAGCUUAAGCAAGAAUAUGUGGGCCUUCCAGUAGAUGAAAUUAAGAAGUUAAAGUUAUCAGGUGUGGAGAUCACAUACACUACAACAGCAGCUGAAAUUGCAUUUACAGGAGAUACAAUGUCAGACUUCAUUAAGGAUUCCGAAAAUGUUGAUGCUGAUGUUUUGAGGGCAAAAAUCCUCAUAAUGGAGAGUACUUAUGUGGAGGACAAAACAACAGCUGAUGACGCAAGAGAAUAUGGACAUACUCAUCUGUCUGAGAUUAUCAAUUUCGCAGACAGGUUUCUGAACAAAGCAAUCCUUUUAAUCCACUUUUCAGCCCGCUAUCAGUUGGAUGUUAUUCAGGAGGCUAUUUCUGCAAUACCUCCGCCUUUGGCAGGCAGAGUUUUUGGCCUCACAGAAGGUUUUUGACCGAAAGCCGAAUUCACGUAUUAACUACUUUAGAAUCUCUCCUUUGAUCUAGUUCAAUCAGAUUUAUAUUUCGCCUUUAUUUGGUGAAAACAUUGAAUCUUAUUUUACUCAAAUCUUUAUUUGUAAUGUCUCGAUAUUGAUUAUUGUUUUUAAAAAGGGAAAUUAGCCAUUAUAACCUAUUACUAUCAGAAAGCCAACAAUAUUUUUAGGUUCUUGAAGUGUCUUUGUUUAGAAGGCAGAAAGGUUGUG